AUCUAAGUGUACAAGUUUAUUUGUGGUGGUAGCAAAAUAUAUAAUAGAAAUGAGAGACUCUUCUCCCGCUGCAUACAUCCACAUGGUGCAACACAUGAUAGAGACAUGUUUGACCUUUAACAUGAGCAAAGAGGAAUGCAUGGAAGCUCUCUCAAAGAAUGCAAACAUCAAUCCCAUCAUCACGUCCUCUGUGUGGAAGGAGCUUGUCAAAGAGAACAAGGACUUCUUCGAGGCGUACGAGCAGAAGCUUUUGAAAAAUGAGCCAAUGUCGAAGGAAGACACAAACCAGAUGAUUCAGAACAUCAUUUCCGGUUCAUCAGCCGAUUAAAAAACUUAUUUUCUUUUGUCCGUUCUUAAAGAGUGUUCUAUUCUAUGCAUAUGUGAUCCUUCCUUAAGAACAUCUCUUUGUGAUGCAUAUCUCAUAUAUUAUGAAUAAGCUAUAUAUGUGUCAAUGAUCUCAUAGUAUUAUUUCUGUAAAAAUCUUAUGUGUCAAUCUCAUAGCUAUCUAGCUCCAAAACUGAUCCAUGUGCCUAUCAAAAUAUUAAUCCAAACACUGUAUCCUAUUUAAUAAAUAUAGAAUUUGGAA
Molecule: messenger RNA, 586 nt
Organism: Arabidopsis arenosa
Lineage: Eukaryota; Viridiplantae; Streptophyta; Magnoliopsida; Brassicales; Brassicaceae
Source: the annotation of a GenBank genome assembly